Molecule: messenger RNA, 381 nt
Organism: Bursaphelenchus okinawaensis
Lineage: Eukaryota; Metazoa; Nematoda; Chromadorea; Rhabditida; Aphelenchoididae
Source: the annotation of a GenBank genome assembly
AUGCACGUAGCUACUUACUUAAAAAUAGCUUUAACCUUAGUUCUAGCUCAAGCCCUAACCUCAGCCCUUGUCUUAUCUGUAGUCCCAACCCUAGCCUCAGCCCUAGCCUCAGCUCUAGCCUCAGCCCUAGCCUCAGCCCUAGCCUCAGCCCUAGCCUCAGCCCUAGCCUCAGCCCUAGCCUCAGCCCUAGCCUCAGCCCUAGCCUCAGCCCUAGCCUCAGCCCUAGCCUCAGCCCUAGCCUCAGCCCUAGCCUCAGCCCUAGCCUCAGCCCUAGCCUCAGCCCUAGCCUCAGCCCUAGCCUCAGCCCUAGCCUCAGCCCUAGCCUCAGCCCUAGCCUCAGCCCUAGCCUCAGCCCUAGCCUCAGCCCUAGCCUCAGCCUAG